Molecule: messenger RNA, 6964 nt
Organism: Nothobranchius furzeri (turquoise killifish)
Lineage: Eukaryota; Metazoa; Chordata; Actinopteri; Cyprinodontiformes; Nothobranchiidae
Product: zinc finger protein 135
Biological process (GO): regulation of transcription by RNA polymerase II
Molecular function (GO): RNA polymerase II cis-regulatory region sequence-specific DNA binding; DNA-binding transcription factor activity, RNA polymerase II-specific
Source: RefSeq, a predicted model, not a curated record
AAUUAUAAACCAUGACGUAAUUUCCGGAGAAAAAGUAAACAAGGUGCUACAGCGUUAGCUUCGCUUAUAUUUCAGGUCGUGUUCAGUGAACGUUUAAGGUGGAUAUUUUGGCCUCUGCAGUGAAAAUGUCUUCAUUCCAAUCUCUGAGAGAGUUUAUCAGCACGCGACUAACAGCUGCUGCGGAAGAAAUAUUCGUUAAGUUUGAAAAAACCAUCGAGGAAGAGAUUUAUCGUCAGCGCAGACUGCUUGAUUUGAGCUGGAAAUCACAGAUCAACUCGCACAGAAUAGCCUGUCCAAAAGUCUCACAGCAUCACGUCUCUGAAAAGGAGGAGGUUCUUACUGACCAGCAGCUCUGUGGCCAGGAGAGGAUCUCCAGUUUGGACCACGAACACUCAGAACCUUCACUGAUGAAAGAGGAAGAGCAGGAACUCUGCAUCAGUCAGCCUGAAGGACAGUUCACUGUGAAGCAGGAAUAUGUUACCUUCAUGGUGACUUCUCCUUCUGAGGAAACAGAUGGCCAUGAAGCAGAACCAAACUGCAGCCAAACCUUUUGUCAGAUUUCUUCUGAAGCUGAGAGCCAAGAUCAGGAUGGAUGCAGGAAUGAGAACUCAGAAUCAAACUGCGAUAAAGAACUGACUCAAAACAAAAGAUGUAUACAAACUGAAGAUCACAGAAACGGUGUAGGCAGUCCCAAACUAAAGAGGCCCAUAAGUGCUCCUGGAGGUGAGGGGCCACUGUCAUGUACAAUCUGUGGGAAAUGUUUCAGUCCGAGUUGUUUAGCUCGUCACAUGAGAAACCACACAGGUGAGAAGCCACGCUCACGUAAGAGCUGUGGAAAAGGUUUCAUUCAAAAAACCAAUCUCCUGUCUCACAUGAGAACUCACACAGGUGAGAAGCUGUUUCCAUGUGAAACUUGUGGUAAGUGUUUCUCUCGGAGUAGUGUAUUGACGAUUCACAUGAGAACUCACACAGGUGAGAAGCCGUAUUCAUGUGAAACCUGUGGUAAGUGUUUCUCUCAGAGUAGUCACUUGACUAAGCACAUGAGAACUCACACAGGUGAGAGGUCUUUUCCAUGUUUGAUCUGUGGAAGAAGAUUCCGCCAGACAACUUCUUUAACUUCCCACAUGAGAACUCACUCCUGAAAAGUUGUUGAUUUUCCUCAGAAAAGGAGCUCAACUCACAUAACUCUCAGCUCAGAGUUACGUGUUUAAAACAUUUAAAGGUAGAACACGAACACCAAAGCAACGUCUAAUGUGUGGCUGUUGUAGUCGCAACAAUAGAACACGGUUUCCAGCUGUGGGGUGCCAGGUUCAAUGCCGAUACGUGAAAUGUUUUAUUUGGGUCCAUCUGUUGUAGCUUCACCUAAACUCACUCUGGUUUUAGAUCUUUUAUGGUUGCUCUUCUUCUGAGAAGGAUAACAACAUCUUCUGGGCUCAGAGUCCGCCAUUUUCCACAGUGCCAGCCUCGCUGUGCCGAGGGGACUGUUUGGUAACCCGUAAUAGUGCCCUCUAUUGGCACUAAACCCAGUGGUAUGCCCGUCAAAAUUAAUGUUUGAUUAAUUUUGAUUAAAAUAUAGCUUUUAAAUUAAACACUGUACCUUCAUUCUGCACACCUCUAAACGCCCCGUGGAGGUAUUAUUAAAAAAAUAUAUAUAGCUUUUUAUUAAACUGUUCCAUAUUCAACCUUUAACAAAGUGUUCACUUCGUAACACAGUAGCUUAGAUCACAAUCAUGAUGAUGGUGCAGAUCAGCAACUGAAAAAUGUUCUGUUUAAAAUAACUGAUUGAGCACUGCAUGCUGACACUAGACCUGACUGCUGUCUGUCACAAAAAGCCACCGCUGACCGUGAUGGACCACGGAGGGAACACCAACUUCUCUGUGGUCCGCCACCAUUGGGCCAUGCUCAUCCUUCUGCACAGCCCCAGAUGUCUUAUUGCUCCAAACUUCUCUGGGCUCGCACUCUUACCUCACUAUUGUUCAAGCUGCUCAACAACAGCCAAGUCUCUCCAUUCCUAGAUCCAUGUUUGAAGUAGAACUUCAUGAGUUCAGAUAAACCGGACAUUUUCUCAUAGCAUAAAUAUAUGUUAUGUUCCAGCAAUAAAGGGUAUUAUGGGUGGAUGGUGGCUCAAGGGCCCUGUAACCCGAGGUUGCUGGUUCAAAACCAGGCUUCGUCAGUGUCAGUCAUUGUGUCCUUGAGCAAGACACUUCACCCUCCUUACCUGCUGGUGGUGGUCAGAGGGACUAGUAGCGUGUGUGUACAGCAGCCUCACCUAUGAUUGAAUGCCCCAGGGCAGCUGUGGCUACAUUGUAGCUCACCACCACCAGUCUGUGAAUGGGUGAAUGACUGCAGUGUAAAGCACUGUAGAGUCGCUUCAGUGAACUUGAGUAUUUAACGAGGUGUUUGUUUUUAAGGUGUUGGACUAGGUCUAAACGCAGACUAGCGAUUCACUUUGGUGACGCCUGUAGGAAAAGUCUGAAAUCAAAAAGGGAGGAAGCAUGUUGAGGUAUAAGGUUGGUCAGCUGCCAUGCUCAGUUUAAAUGUGCUUUAUAAAUAAUUACAGUGUGGUCUUUGUAGUGUUGAAUGCUGCUCUGUCUUUUCCACAACGUGAAGUUCCUGCUAUGAACACAUUGCAAGUGGCCGUUGCACUGCCUUUGCUGUCCUGCUUAAAAUACAUCCACACUGCAGUCUCCUCAGGAAACACGUUAGCCUGCUAGUCAACAGGCAGGGUUAGGGUGUUGUUGCCCAUCCAUCCAUCUUCUGAACCCGCCUUGUCCACGCGGGGGGGGCUGAUGCCUAUCUCCAGCAGUCAAUGGGCAAUCAGGCGGGGUACACCCUGGUCAGAGAUCCAGUCCAUCGCAGGGCAAACAGAGACACACAGGACAAACAACCAUGCACACACACACACUCACACCUAAGGACAAUUCAGACAGACCAAUUAACCUAACAGUCGUGUUUCUGGUGUUGUUGCCCAUGAAACAAAUAUUAGUGUGGAGAAGCUUGUUAAAAUUAAAACAAAAUCUCUAUCUCAAGAUGAAUUUGUAAGUUUAUGUCUGAAUUUACCCUGAUUUCAGAUCCUUUGAAAUCGUGAUAAAGCCCGAUUUUUGAUCAUGUGUUUGGAUUGGUGCAUCUCUAGUUGUAACAUGAAAACUUUAUUGUUCAAACAAUAUAAUUAAAACAUUUGUACAAAAGAUUAUUGCGUUUUUAAGUGGAUACUACACUCUGAAGGGUAAUUUAAUCUGUGGCCAUAUUCCCCAGAGUUAGAUAAGUGGGGUAAAGCAUUUUGGAACGAACCCAGUCAUUCUCCUAAUCUGGCAGUAUUCUGUUAGCUUUGGCUUAGCAUAAACAAUGCAAGUGAAAGGUGACAACUAGCAAUUUGUGUGAAAAAUUCAUGAAAAUGAUGCUAAUUUGUUCUCGGUGACCUCAAUAAUCAUGACUGUUGCAAAUGGAAGUAAUAGGCAAUAAGAAGGAAUUACAGGAGCUGAUUUAGGCUUGAGACUACAUGAUGACAAAUCACUGAACCGCUGCUGCAAGGUGUAAGGACAUGAUGCAAAACGCACCCAAAUCUUGUCGUUUACUGCCAGUAGUGUGAAAUGUAGUAAAUGUUAUACAGUAAACCUAAUGACAGUGAGUUUUGGGGUCAAAGUCUCCCUGCCGUGGACGUGUCUGACUUUAAAUUGGCUUUACUAAAGGAGGUAUAUUGGCUGAUUCUGAUAUAUAAAAGAUGGUAAAUAUGAGGCUUGAAAUAUUGGCCAACAACAUGAUGGGAGAGAGGAUGUCAGCGAGCGCGGGAGACAGAACGUGGUGGACAGUGUUUGUUUAUGUCCAGAGUUCAUUUAAAGUUUACUACAUUAAUAAAAAUUGAUGGGUUAUGUCAUGACUCGAGGUAAGUGCCUAACCGAAGACAUGCAGAAUCAGACUCGUCGAGCAGGUUGAGUAAAGAGAAAAGGUCUUUAUUCAAAAACGGGAGCAAAAAUAGCACAGGGAAUUCCUGUGGGAGUGAGCGGUGCAGCUCGAGUCCUUGUAGCGCUUGGGGUGAACGAGGGAGGAGGGGAAGCCGAGGUGAGCGCUGGGCAGAGGGUGAGCGAUCCGGGAUGGGUGAGGUAGCAGAGAGGCACCUAACAGGAACCAAGGAGGAGGAUGGGACGUGGUGCAUGAAAUCUUGAGUUCGAAGACAGCGAGGGUGAAGCAGGUGGUGUGAGGAUCCUGAGGGAAGGGAAACAAACACCAGACGUAAGGGGUAAUCCAAACGUAAUCCACAAAAACAGUCUGAGAUCAAAAACCAGGUAAUCCAAGAGCGAGUCAAAGCGAACAAAUGAGUAAAAGAACAAGUGGCUGGGGCUACCUAAACUGGUGCAAUCAUCCAGCGUUGUGAGGUGUCUCCAUCCUCGUUUUAAACCCGAGUUCCUGAUUGGAAUCUCCAGCAGCUGCCGCCCCCACCGCUCCUCACCUGUGGGAAAUCAGCUCAAUCACAGAGUGGAGAUGGUGUCGCUCACCUCGGCUCGGGAACAUGACAGGUUAAUGUUCUGUCCUAAACUUUGCACUCAGCUUUGUGGGUUUUUUUUUAGGGGGACUUUGAAAGCGUGGCAAGCAAUCCUGUAUAUGGAAAUAUAGUAGUUUGCAAAAGUGUUAGGCAGGGGUGAAAGUAGCUGUGAACAAAUCAUUUCAAAAAUGGAAGUAUUAACCAUUUAUUUUGAUAAAUUAAACAAAAUUAAUCUAGAAUCCUCUCCAUAAAAGUUAACAGAAUUUGUGACAAAGGGCAGCCUUGGUGGAGUCCAACUGCCACCAGAAAGGAGCCCGGCUUACUGCCGGCAAUGCAGACCGAGCUCUGACACCAGUUGUACCUAACAGCCUGAUACCCCAUACUCCCAGAGCACCCUCAAGUAAUGUGGUCAAAUGGCCAAGAUGAAAACCACAUUGCUCCUCCUGAAUCCAAGGUUCGUCAAUCUGACUGACUCUCUUAUCCAGAACCCCUGAAUAGAUACCAGGGAGGCUCAGAAAUGUAGUUGGAACACACUCUGCUGUCCCCUUUUUAAGAUAGGGGGACCACCACCCCAUCUGCUGAUCCAACUGCCCCAAGGGAGUAGGAACGAGUUUAAUAUUGGGGGGGGGGGACACAUUUUGGAAAUCUAACAAAUCUGUUGUAGGUCAAUAUAUAGGUCAACCUCACUGAAAAAAAUACAUUUAAUGAUUAUUUCUGAUUCUAACGUGUCACUGAGUGUUUCAUGCAGGCUGAACAUGAACAUAGUCUCCUACCGCUAUCUCCUGCAUUAGCUUCUGAUAGAAAAUCUGAUAGACGGUGAAACUCUAGGAUUAGAAAAGUCUGACAGAUGUGACUCAGGGCGUAAGGCAAAGCCCAGAAAGACAAGAAAAUAACUUUUAUAGCCCAGUUCACUAACAGUCUGGUUUUUUUUUUUUUUUGAUCGGGGACCCAUGAACCAGCCAGAAGGGGAGGAGACUUAGGCUCCCCAUGAGCCAGAUCCAGGUGAUUACCGGCCAACGUGGACGUUUUAAUUAUAAAAAAGCUGUUUAUGUGUCAGUACUGUUUUAUUUUUAUGUAAUAAUAUGAAUGUAGGAUAUAUUAUCUUAUUCAUAUGGGUAGAGAUGUGUAAACAGAUUUAAUACGAGACUAAAGCUGUGAAUAUUCAGUCUGAACUGAUCUGACUCUCAUCAGAAUAUUUUAAACUACAUCAGCCAACAACGCUGACCAACAAUCAGAAAAAUCUGUUUGCUUCAGACAGAAUGAAAAAAGAAAUAAUUCAUUCACAACAACAGCUGGAACUACGUUAAUUUUCAGAUGGACAACAGAAAAAAACAGUGGCCAAAAUUGCAGUCUAAAUGCACCAGAAUGCAGAGUUUAACACUUAUUUUUCUAAUAUUUCUAAGGAAGCGUGUACAGAAUGUAAUUUAUUCUUAACCCGUACUGUCCAGCCUACUUGUUAUGAGAUUACAUAUAUUUAACUGUGUUCACUUAUUAUCACAUUCAAAUCUUCCUCUCAUCAGCAACCUAAAACCAUCUCAUUCUUCACUGUAGCACCUACCUGCACCAUAGCAGGUCUGGCUCUCCCUGUCUCACCCUCGGCAGGUCUGGCUCUCCCUGUCUCACCCACAACUGGUCAUCUGAUCUCUAAAAACAGUGGACAGGAAUAAGGAGUAAAAUACUGUUGGACGACUAGUGUAACAUUAAAAUCAUGGUUGUUAUAGUAUUAUUUAGUCGUGUUCACUUGUUAUCAUGCUCGAAUCUUCCUCUCAUCAUCAACCAUCUAAAAUCUCACUCCACUGUAGCACCUACCUGCACCUCAGCAGGUCUGGUGCUGCCUGUCUCACCCUCAGCAGGUCUGAUGCUCCCUGUCUCACCCUCAGCAGGUCUGGUGCUCCCUGUCUCACCCUCAGCAGGUCUGGCGCUGCCUGUCUCACCUUCUUCAUCAUUUUCCAGCUGAACUUCCUCUGGUCUCUUAUUUGAAAAGAGUGACAUGAAUAAGGUUUAAAAAUGAAAUGUGACGAGAAUGUCACAAACAAGCAACAAUCACACUUAAAAACUCCAUUUUUAUGUGGAGAUUCUACUUUUUUAUUAAUUUCGUGUCAAAUGGUUUUUGUCUGUUACUGUAAAACUCGCCAUUUUUUGUUGACUAGUAGUGUUGUUUAAUGUUUAAUGCUAACUAGCAAGAUGUUGACGUUAGUCAGCCAGUCUAACGUUUGACCAGAAACGUCAAAUUAUUACAAACUCACAAUUCCUUUCUUUCUUUUUUUGCCCAUGAGAAGAACUCACUGAGCUGCUGCUGUCUGUCUCUGACUCCUGCUUCACUCAGCCAGCCUGUCUGACUCCCUGAGGGGAGGGGCUGUGUCGGAGAGAAGUCUGCGGUGUCUUUCAAAAUAAAAGCUCGCAAGUCAAAUGUUUCAAAAUCAAUCUUUUUCUUCUCCAUGUUAUUGGGAGGUACAAAUGCACGGUUGUCCAAUAUUGGAGGGG